Molecule: messenger RNA, 558 nt
Organism: Penicillium cosmopolitanum
Lineage: Eukaryota; Fungi; Ascomycota; Eurotiomycetes; Eurotiales; Aspergillaceae
Product: phosphoribulokinase/uridine kinase family protein
Exons: 1
Coding region: 1-558 (185 amino acids)
Cellular component (GO): cytoplasm
Source: RefSeq, a predicted model, not a curated record
AUGCAAGCCGCUCUACUCUCAAUGGACGGCUUCCAUCUCUCCCGCCGCGAACUUGAUGAGCUCCCGAACCCCAAAGAGGCACAUAUCCGACGCGGCGCCCCCUGGACUUUCGACGUAUCCCGAUUUGUAACAUUCAUGCACCAAAUACGCCAAUGGGCCGACAACACACCCCUACCAAAAGAAGGAAAGUGGCCAUCCGACCACGUCCUUAGCGCACCGACGUUCGACCACGAAGCGAAAGAUCCCGUUGAAGAAGGCAUCUUCAUCACGCCCGAUGCAUCAAUCAUCAUUGUCGAGGGGAAUUAUCUCCUCCUCGACGAGCCAGGCUGGCGAGACCUCGCGACGCUCUGUGAUUAUCGCAUCUUCGUCGAAACGGAUCUUCUAGAGGCGCGGGAUCGGACGGCGAAGAGACAUGUUCAGGCGGGUAUUGAGAAGACUCUGGAAGAUGGCUAUCGGAGGGUUGAUACUAAUGAUUAUCUUAAUGGGAUUUCCAUCCAGGAAAAGUUGAUUGUUCCGGAUAUUGUUGUUAAAAGUGUUUCUGUUCAUGCGGAUGCAUAG